AUGCAUCCGAAUCUGGUGGUGAAUCAAGCAUCACUAUCUCUUGCAACUUAUAAGGAGGCCCAAGGAAGUAGGAAAAAUACACCUCAAGCAUCUAGUACUCAAACUGGGUGGUCUCCUCCUUCUUCAGGUUCAAUUAAAAUUAACUGGGAUGCUGCUGUGGAUGUGCCCCAAGCUAGAGUUGGCAUUGGUCUGGUGGCCCGAGACCAUGAAGGCAAGGUUUUAGUCACAAAGCAGUUUCUUGUCUCCUGCAUUCCUGACCCUCUAUUGGCUGAAGCUUUAGGAGCUUUUCAGGCAGCUUCUCUGGCUAAGGACUUGGAGUUCAGCCCUGUCAUCUUGGAAGGGGACGCUUUGCGGAUAGUGAAUGGCAUUAAUCAACAGGUUGAGAGAUGGGAUAGGGUGGGAAUGGUCAUGUAUGACACUAGUUUGGUGCUAUCCAGUCUAUGCCAAUGGUCUAUGGCUUUUGUUAGGAGGUGUGGCAAUCAAAUGGCUCACAAUCUGGCCAAGGAUUCCCUUAAGCUAGGAGAGAGUUCAGUUGUUGUGGUCUUUGGACCUCCCUGUAAUCGUGUAUCUCCAUCUUCCUUGGUUUAA
This is a messenger RNA of Carya illinoinensis, 588 nucleotides long. RefSeq lists its product as uncharacterized. NCBI's taxonomy places the organism in Eukaryota, Viridiplantae, Streptophyta, Magnoliopsida, Fagales, Juglandaceae. The transcript has a single exon. The record is from RefSeq and is a predicted model, not a curated record. The coding region runs from base 1 to 588 and encodes 195 amino acids. Gene Ontology annotation, molecular function: RNA-DNA hybrid ribonuclease activity; nucleic acid binding.